UUGGUUGGUGUGUGCUAGAGGCUGUUUACGAUAUUCCAGUGUGCCAGAAGACCAAGACUAACCAAAGCGAAGAUCAAGCAGGAGACGAAGAGUGUUUUGAAAACAUGGUUUUUGACUUGAAAAGAAAAAGAAGGAGUGAAGUUCAGUGCCAACAGAAAUGAUGAGUGAAUCAGGAAUAUAAUCACUCCUUGUUCUUGGAAACCAUCAUUUGUUGAAGAUCAUUCUCCUGACAAUGGAUGGCCAAUCACCUUCAUUGGCACUCUCGGCUGCCAUGUCGGACAAUGCCAACAAAACCCUCUUUCUGGAGAAGGUCCGGGAUUCGAAUCACGCCUGCCAAGCGGGAGAUUUCAAGCUGGCAGUUCGAUUGUACACGGAGGCAAUCGCAUUGGAUCCUGGCAAUCACAUCCUCCACUCCAAUCGAUCCGCUGCUUACAUCAAAAUGGGACAAUUCCCGAAAGCCUUGCAGGACGCCAUUCGGGCGCGAGAUCUGAACCCUGAGUGGCCCAAGGCCUAUUAUCGCCAAGGUGUGGCUCUGCAAUGCUUGGGCAAGCACUCGGAUGCCCUGGCCGCAUUCGCUAAUGGACUGGCUCAGGAUCCCAAAUCGUUGCAGCUCCUGGCUGGACUCAUUGAGGCGGCCAUGAAAUCACCACUCAAAGGAACCUUGGAGCCCACAUAUCGGCAACUUCAGAUGAUGAAGUUGGACAAGUCGCCUUUUGUCAUCAUAUCUGUGAUUGGCCAAGAGCUUCUGGCCCAAGGAAGGUACUCCAGUGCGGUCGAGGUGUUGGAAAGUGCCCUUAAAAUUGGGACCUGCAGCUUGAAGCUCCGAGGAUCCGUGUUUUCCGCUCUGUCCUCGGCCUAUUGGGCUCUGAACAGCCUCGAUAAGGCCAUUGGUUACAUGCAGCAAGACCUGGUGGUGGCCAAGCAGUUGUCCGACAUUCCCGGAGAGUGUCGAGCCCACGGCAAUCUGGGAUCGGCCUACUUCAGCAAGGGCAACUACAAGGAAGCGCUCACCUCGCAUCGAUAUCAAUUAGUGCUUGCCAUGAAAUGCAAAGACUCGCAUGCGGCAUCCACCGCCCUCACCAGUCUUGGGCACGUCUACACGGCCACGGGAGAUUAUGCAAAUGCCCUGGCCUCCCAUAAACAAUGCGUGGAGCUCGUGCAACAAUUAAACGAUAGGGUGCAAGAGGCGCGCGAGACUGGCAACGUGGGUGCCGUCUAUCUGGCCAUGGGAGAUUUCGACAAGUCGGUGGAGUGUCACAGGAAGCAUUUGGAAAUUGCCAAGUCACUGGCCAAUAAGGUGGAGGAGGCCAGAGCCUACAGCAACCUGGGAUCAGCCUAUCAUUACAAGCGAAGUUAUGAGCAGGCUGUGAUGUUUCAUAAUCAGGUGUUACACUUAGCCCAAGAGCUCAAGGACAAAGCCAUCGAAGCCCGAGCCUAUGCCGGACUCGGACACGCAGCCCGUUGCAUGGGACAGCACCUCCAAGCCAAAGUCUGGCACGAAAAGCAGUUGGACAUGGCUUUGGUCACCAAAGACAAGGUGGCGGAAGGCCGGGCUUGCUCCAAUUUGGGCAUCGUCUACCAAUUAUGUGGAGACCAUGACGCGGCACUCAAGCUCCAUCAGGCCCACUUAAACAUUGCCCGAGUGUUGCACGACCGUGCAGGAAUGGGUCGUGCCUUUGGCAACAUCGGGAACGCCUACUCGGCCAGUGGCUUCUACGAGCAGGCCAUCAAGUACCACAAACAAGAGCUCACCAUAUCCAAGGAGGUGUGUGAUCGAAAUUCAGAGGCAUCAACCCAUGGCAAUCUGGCCGUCGCCUACCAGGCCCUCUCCAUGCAUGAGAUGGCUCUUGUGCACUAUCAUAGUCAUUUGAAUAUUGCCCGCGAGCUAAAAGAUUCGGCUGGUGAGGCCCUGGCCCUGUGCAACCUGGGUAAUUGUCAUUCCUCAAGGGGCGAGUUCACGCAAGCAGUGCCCUUCUACGAGAACUAUUUGAUGCUCUCCCAAGAAUUGAACGAUGUGGAAGGCGAAGCCAAAGCUUGCCAUUUUCUCGGCUAUGCCCAUUAUUGCCUGGGGAAUUACAAAGAAGCCAUUCGUUAUUACGAUCAAGACUUGGCACUCGCUCGAGAUCAACAAGAUCGCAUGAACAUGGGCCGAGCCUAUUGCAAUUUGGGCUUAGCCCACCUGGCCAUUGGCAACUUUGAGAGUGCACUGGAAUGUCAAAAAUACUUCUUGGCCAUCGCCCAAGUCAUGAAGCACAACCAGGGCAAGUUCAGAGCAUUGGGCAAUAUGGGCGAUGUGCUGCUCAAGAUGGAAGAUCAAUUGGAAGAGGCCAUCUCCGUGUACCAAAAACAGCUCGGACUGGCCAAACAAAUCAGGGAUAAAGGCUUCGAAGCCUCGGCUUAUGGCUCCCUGGGGAUCUGCCACCGCCACGCCAAAUUGUAUGACAAGGCCCUGGGAUUUCAUACUCAGGAACUCUCUAUUCUCCAAGACAUUGCGGAUAUGCGAGGGGAGUGCAAGGCCCACGGGAACCUGGGGGCCGUGCAUCUCUCUUUGGGUAACUACAUCAAUGCCAUGAAAUGCUACCAGGAACAACUCGAGCGGGCCCAGGACAUCAAAGACUCGGCCAUGGAGGCGCAAUCGCAGGGCAAUCUGGGCCUGACCAAGAUCAACUUGGGGCGACACGAAGAGGCUAUUGGGUGCUUCGAGCAACAAUUAGCGGCUCUUGAGCAAGUCAUAUCGCCCUCGUCGCCACCGAGCUUUCUCCUGGAAAAGGGCCGGGCCUAUGGUAAUUUGGGCUCAUGCUACGAGGCCUUGGCUGACUAUGAGGAAUCCAUCAAGUGCCAUGAACACCAUCUCGACAUCAGUCUGAAGCUGAAAGCCAUCAAAGACCAGGACCGAGCCUACCGUGAACUCGGUCUGGCCCAUAAGAACUUGGGGAACCUUCAACAGGCUCUGGUUUGCUUCGAAAAGCGUCUCGUUGUUGCCCACGAUUUGUCCAAAAUCAAUGCUAAAGGCACCGCCUACGGAGAUCUAGGGGAGAUCCACGCCCUCUUGGGUAACUUUGAACAAGCAUUGUCUUGUCUGGAUCAUCAGCUCAACUCAGCUCGGUCGUCCAAUGACCGUCUAUCAGAAGCUGAAUCGGCAUCUGGAUUGGGGAUGGUUCAUCAGAAAAUGUUUCAAUGGAACUCGGCAUUGCAAUAUCACCAACUGGAUCUGGAUAUCUCCCAAGCCAACGACCACAAGGACGGUCAACUCAGGGCCAUGGCCAAUAUAGGCGCCACUUACGAGGGCAUGGAAGACAUGGAUAAGGCCCUGAUUGCUCAUGAGAAUUAUCUGGACUUGGCUCUACAAACCAAUGACAUCACGGCCCAAACAAGAUCAUUAGGGGGUCUAGGUCGUCUUCAACAUCGUCUGGGUAAUCUGGAAGAAGCCAUCGCUUAUCUUGGUCGGGGUCUAAAUUUGGCUGAACAAUCCAAUAGAAGAGAGGACGAAGCUCGCAUUCGACAUCGUUUGGGGGUCAUUCACUGGCAGAUCAGAAACUUGGACCAUUCCUAUGAGCAUUUGGAGAGGGCCGCUUUACUUUUUGAGACCUUCCGUCGAGAAGCCAAAGGGACUUCUGACUACAAGUUGUCGCUCUUUGACCUUCAGACCGAAUGCUACCACAUUCUUCAACGGGUAUUAGUGCACUUGGGGCGAGAAAAUGAGGCUCUUGUAGUGGCGGAGAGAGCUCGAACGAGAGCAUUCGUGGAUCUACUUUUGGAGCGCCAAAGUUCCCCGGGGUCAAAUGCCACCUCUCGUUUGAGUCGCCUGGACGAGAGCACACCUUCAUCAGUCAAUGAAAUUGUCAGUCUGGUCAAUCGACAAAACGCCUCGGUUCUAUACUACAGUUUGGCCGCCGGUUAUCUCUUCGUAUGGUUGAUCAUCCCUACCAAAGGCAUCGUCAAAUUCCAUCAAGUAUGUGUGAGCCCCGAGGAAGGAGAGGAGAAUGACGCGUCAAAAGGUGCCAUGCUGGAGGAGAACAUCCAUAGCAUCAGAGAGGCGUUAGGCAUUCAGAAUUCCAACAUGACUUACUCGGGCUCUCGAGGAGAUGACGAGAACGAAAAUGGAGGGGGCGUGGAUGACUUGUGGUCCUCCCAUCUGGAUGCCUUGGGCGACAAGCUGAACCAGGAGAGUGAUAGAUCCGGAUUCUUGAGGAUGGUGAAUCGGAGCUCGAGACUGAAUGCAUCCUCGUAUUCGUUGAGCUCGUUAUUCAGUGUGGGCAGCGUGGGGGCGGGGAGUACCAUGAGUGGCUUGACCGCCAGUUCCCGACACAGCACUCGCUCUCGACGUGGAUGGCAAGGACCUUCGUGCUUGAAGAAACUCUACAAGGUUCUCAUUGAGCCCAUGGAAGACGAGCUACCCGAGAACUACCCCUGUGAGCUGAUGCUCGUGCUGGAAGGAGAUCUAUAUCUCGUGCCUUUCGCCAUGUUGAAAGGCCCCACGUCCACCGAGUGCUUGUGCGAGCGUUUCAGUUUGAUCACGUCACCUUCACUCACCUCGAUCAAAACAUCUCGCUCCAAGAAUAGCAAGAAUUCUGAUCAAGCCUCGGCCAUUGUGGUGGGAAAUCCCAAGAUCCCAAGCACGAUCAGUGAUCAAUGGGGAUGGGGUGAUAUUCCCUCUUCAGGGCAGGAGGCCUCUAUUGUGGCCGAAAUCAUGCAAAGUGGAGCACUGACAGCUGAGAAGGCAACAAAGGAGGCUAUUCUCAGCCAAAUAUCCCAAGCUGAGUGCAUCCAUUUCUCCUGUCAUGUGUCAUGGAAGCUCUCCGCUUUAGUGCUCUGUCCAGGAGAAUUCGUUGAAUCAAAAUCGUCAUUAAGUGGGACCUCUCCGACAGGAGGCGUGGCCAACAAGCGUUAUUCCAUCCAUUCGGAUACCAUUCAUGAGGAAGAAGACGUUCGAUCAGAGGUGGCUUCUUCCACUUUAGACAUGCCUUCUUUGUCUGAAUUCUUGCUCACGGCUGCCGACAUCCUCAACCUCAAACUCAAUGCCAAGCUUGUCGUUAUUUCCAGUUGCUACACGAAAGACGAACACGGGCAAAUCACUUCAGACGGACUUAUCGCCUUGACCAGAGCCUUUUUGGCAGCUGGAGCGCAAACCGUGAUGGUCUCUCUCUGGCCGGUGCCCAGCACUGCCGUCAAACUCAUCAUGAAAGCCUUCUAUUCAUCCAUGCUCCAGGGUUCACGGGUGAGCAAAGCCUUGGCAGAAGCAAUGACUACCGUCCAAAACACGAAGCAACUUCAAAACCCCACCAAUUGGGCCGGGUUCACCAUCAUUGGAGUGGACGUGAAGCUGACCAACAAGGUCGCUCUCAUGGGACAAGCCUUGAGGGAGAUCCUUCACACCCCCGAGAGUUGCCGAGAUGCGUUGAGGGUCACUUUGCACUUGGUCGAAAAGAGCCUGCAGAGACUCAACCGGGGAUACAAGAACGCCAUGUACACGUCGCAAAAAAGCAUAGAGAACAAGGUCGGAUCUGUGGACGGUUGGAAGGAUCUGCUCAUCUCGGUUGGAUUUCGAUUUGAGCCCGAGGCCAACAACAUUCCCGCGUCGGUGUUCUUCCCUCAAAGUGACCCAGGUGAAAGAUUGGCACAAUGCAGUGCGAGCCUUCAAGCCAUCUUAGGGCUCUCCCAAACCUCGUGGGUGGCCCUGUCAAAACUCUUGGCCAGUCAAGAGGAGGCGGAUGAGAUAAUUGCCCUCUUUAGAACUGUCUCUGUCAACAUGCAUGCUGAUGAAGCAGGUGUACAAGUACCCGUCAAUGUGAAGCUCUGGCAAUUGCAGGGUUGUCAUGAAUUGCUAGCAUCCUUGGGAUUUGACCUCAUGGAAGUGGGCAAGGACGAUGUUAUUCUAAAAACCGGCAAAACCGCCAACAAGAGGCAAAUCCAGUUUGCCCUGCAAGCUCUGGUGGCGCUCUUCGACACUCAGGAUGCUCCCAGAUCCGUGGAAAUGGAUGAAAGCUCGAAUUCGUCCCUGGCAGAAGAGGAUCCUGAAUCUGAGCACGAGACCGAGGACGAAUCCGUUGAUAUGAUCUCACCAGCAUCGCCGUUCCCACUUCCACGAAAGAGUGGUGUGGUCCUUGACGGAGCCUCCGGAGCAUUUUCAAGCUAUGUCAGAAGUCGCGGAGAGCCCGAUGGUCGACAAGCCGGAUUAAACGAUUCACCCCCACAUCCGGCUUUCCCUCAAACGUCUAUUCCACCUCCACCGGUCCCACCUCUACCACCGAUGGUCCUUUACCAAACUCAUAGCAAAGGCCAUGAGAGUGAUUGUAAUUUUACACCAAGUCCGGUCAAUCCGGUGCCGAAGUCUUUCCUUCGAAACUCAUAUGCCCUUGGAUCACCUCAUCAUCACAACCAUGCUGGACCAUUUGCUUAUGGGAAACGCCUAUCCAGAAACACUAUGGCGACUCCAACUGAGGACAAGGCGGAUUCUUCUAGCAGCAAUGCCAGUUCUUUGGCAGAUUGGUCCCCAGCCAAAAAUUUGGUGAAGAAACCCAAUCUACAUCCCAUCAUUCAGAGCCGCUUGGAUCAAGCUCUGCAGGAAAUGAGCAGUGUGACCAAUCCUGGCCGACCUCAGGGUAUUUAUGAAAAUCAUGAUAUGCAACAAUACAGCGUGAAGCAACCGGCUGGAAAACCACUGAUGCCCAUUCGUAGCGUGUUCACGGACGUUGGUUAUCAUGCUAAUCAAAAGAUCACGGACAAAUCGGAUCCCAAUGACAAAUUCAGUGUUCGAGCUGAGACCACUAAAACAAUCUCGAGAAAAGUGGAACGCCCUGUCCCCGCAGAUUCUCGGCUCAACCCAGGGGUCACACGAAGAAUGCCUCCAACUGGAGAAUCAGGCAGUCCUGAGAGCACUUUGAACCAAAAACGAUCCUCCAUCGCCGCUGAUACGGUUUCCUUGACUUCAAGCACAAAUACUUUCAUUGUCAAGUCAGAUGAUGGGAACUCAUCCGAUGCCAGGAUUGAUUUGAGCGAGAUCAACAUCCACGACAGUCUUCGUCGAAGCCAAUUCAGAGAUUUAAGACGAGACAAUCCUAUCUCAGAGGUUUAUCACGAAAGAAACAUUGGUCUUGACCUCGCCCCUCCCUUGGCUUCAAUCAUUAUGUCUAACAAUCUUCAAGUUGUUCAGGUUGACCAUCACUCCGACUCUGAAGGUUCCACCAAAACCUUGAACAAAAGUGGCACUUCUCCAAAUGUGGAGGAGAGCAUGAACAGCUUCGACCAACCAGCAACCAUUGAGAAGGCUCAUGCCAAUUUGAAACUUCCUCCGCCUAUGAAGAGAAGGCCACCAAUCCCGCCCAAGCCUUUAACGGACUCUAAGAUCAUGGAUCCUAGGAUAGUAAUGACUCGAGAUGAGGGUGACGGUCGCUCCAUGACUGAUUCGCAAUAUUCCGGAUAUUCCCCAAACGGACAAGCUCUCUCACCAGGGGGAGCCACUUCUGCCGACAACAAUUUAGCCUCCAAGAUUGGUUAUCUCCGAAUUCAGGACUACAUGAAUAACCAAGAAAUUGCUGUCAUUGAGGAGAAUGAAGGCGAAGGUAAUGCAGCCAUGAAGCCCAAAGACAUUGCCAACUACAUCAACACGCAGUUCAAGAUGCCGAAUCAAAAUGAAACGGCGAAUUUAGCCAUCAACCAAUCUGGUAGCUCGUUUGAUGGAAAUACCAAACACCCCCACAACCUUUGGAGCCGAGAUCCCAAUGGGGGUCUACGUUAUACGGGGUUGUUCUCAUCAGACUGUUGAUCACAUUUGUCCUUAAUGCCGAACAUGUACCUUUGAACUCAAAGCUGUGAUACGCUCUCCAUUUUUAUAUCGCUACUUAUGAAUUAAAUUCCUAUCAAGA
This is a messenger RNA of Tigriopus californicus, 7865 nucleotides long. Its product is annotated as tetratricopeptide repeat protein 28-like. The transcript has 10 exons. The coding region runs from base 233 to 7765 and encodes 2510 amino acids. Gene Ontology annotation, molecular function: protein binding. The record is from RefSeq and is a predicted model, not a curated record. NCBI's taxonomy places the organism in Eukaryota, Metazoa, Arthropoda, Copepoda, Harpacticoida, Harpacticidae.